UAUUUUCCCUCCCGACCAACGUCACCCUCACUCUCCCACUUUAUUUCCACACCACCAGGUCCAUCGGCCAUCUAGACAAGCUAAUACCCCAGCUUUCUCUCUGCUAAUUUUAGUUGAUUUACGCACCAUCAAAAGAAAAUGAGUAUCUUCCUAGAUUUCGACGGGACGAUCACGACAGAAGACACAGUGACGCACCUAGCCAACUUUGCACUGCGCUUUCAGUCCGAGUGUCAGGCGAAGGGCCAGAGUGUCCGUGAUGCGUCGCACAUGUCUUCUACACAAGAUAUUGCUCCCUCAAUAAGCCUGGAAGAAGACGAUCUCUCAUCUCGCUGGGACGAAGUAGUCCACGCAUAUGUGUCCGACUACAAGUCUCACGUAUCCUCUUACGUCCCCUGUGAGCCAGACAGGCAGUGCGUGGAAGACGAGAUCGCCUUUCUACGCUCGCAAAAGCACGUCGAGACGAGAUCUCUGGGCCGCAUCAAUGAAUGCGCGCUGUUCCGGGGCAUCAGCCCAGCUACGUUUCGCGAAGCAGGCCGAGAAUUGGUGCGCGAGGGCACCGUGCUUCUCAGGCCUGGGUUCGCGGAUUUUGUGCGCAGGGCCUUUGCCAAGGGGUGGCGCGUGAAUGUCGUAUCGGUGAACUGGUCGGCAGCCUUCAUCGAGGGCGCGUGCGGGUUCGCCGAGGGCGAGAUCAGCGUUUUCGCAAACGAAGUGCGCGAGGACGAUGGCGCGGUCCUUGGGCCCGGGACACUGGCUGGGGAUGUGCUGCUAACAAGCAAUAGGCAGGAGAGUCCGUCACAGGGUAGGAAUCUCACGAACUCGUGUGAUAAGCGAGACGCUGUGCGAGAAGUGCGCCGCAAACGCAACGAGGUGGAUCUGCCGUUUUACUACUUUGGAGACUCGACGACGGACAUGGAGUGCUUGCUUGAGGCGACGAGGGGCGUUGUGAUUGCGGAUAAUGAGCAGUCAACGCUGAUACAAACGUUAAGGAGAAUUGGGAAGCUAGUCCCGCAUGUGCGAGAUGCAGGAACAGGCGAAGAAUUAGUAUGGGCGUCGAAUUUCGAGGAAAUCAUCGGUGUCCACGUUUAGUUUGAUCCGCCGCGACAUGCUGGUUCACCCUACGCUGAUCCUGCAGUCUGCAGAUGCUUCUGGCAGCGAAAAGCUCACAUAACAAGCAGUAAGCACACGUCAAACCUU
Xylaria bambusicola is the source of this 1194-nucleotide messenger RNA. Its product is annotated as haloacid dehalogenase-like hydrolase-domain-containing protein. Bases 139 to 1086 code for a protein of 315 amino acids. NCBI's taxonomy places the organism in Eukaryota, Fungi, Ascomycota, Sordariomycetes, Xylariales, Xylariaceae. The record is from RefSeq and is a predicted model, not a curated record. The transcript has a single exon.